Drosophila eugracilis is the source of this 1928-nucleotide messenger RNA. RefSeq names its product stAR-related lipid transfer protein 7, mitochondrial. The transcript has 2 exons. Lineage: Eukaryota; Metazoa; Arthropoda; Insecta; Diptera; Drosophilidae. The coding region runs from base 309 to 1580 and encodes 423 amino acids. The record is from RefSeq and is a predicted model, not a curated record. Gene Ontology annotation, molecular function: lipid binding.
ACAACAACAACAGAAACAGUGGGAAUAACAACAUAAGCGGCAGACAAAUUGCAAGUUGCACGUUUUUUUCAAUCGGUCAAACAUGAUAAGCCCGGCCAGAACAUAACCCACCUUUCGUGUAGUAAGGCUUCCGUCAAACCGAUCGAUUCUGUCCUGACUAAAAGUACUAAAUUCCACAAGUUUCAAGGCGGCAAAUGUGCCAAGUGGGCGAGCGCACAGUAAUAGCGAAGGAGCAUUAAAAAAGUCGCCGCACUUUGAGUGAGCUGUUAUGCAAGCGGGAGGCCUACGGCCAAAUUGAAUUAGCCGGCAUGCUGCUCAAUCGAUUUGUGCUGGCUAUUAAGAACCAGUCGCGGGAGACGCUGCGCGCUUGGAGCUACCAAUGCGAGUCUAUCUUUGCCCAGCGGUCGCGCCGCAUUCAGCAGUUGUUUAGUUUCUACCAGUCUGUAUAUGGAACUCAGGGACUAAAGCAGCUAUGGCGCGCCUACUACCGCCGAGAACUGCAGCCCCCUCUCCGGGGAAUGGUGAUGAGUGCAGUGGGACUCGUCGGGCUAAACAUCAAGCGACUCGGAAGUGAUGGCUUUGACUGGAACAAGGAGCGUUUGUCUUUGUCCAACUUUGAUCUCUGUCGCAGGGACAUUGAGUUCAUCAACACCUUGCCUCAUAAUCAGCUGUGCGACCGCUGCCAGUCCAAGAAGAUGAAGUACUGCUACUGUCAAUUGGGCAACCUGCGUUGCAAAAAGGGUCAAACCAAGCCAUCCACCAGCAAAGAGGCGGAAGCAGAUUCGAGCAUCAGCAAUUGCCGGCAGCCUCUGGAUCUAGAUGUGCGCAAUGCUCCACCGGGUACGGUAAGCAUCCAGGCCCAGGACGACCACAAAUGGGAGCCAUACUUUAGUAAGAACGAGUUCAGCAUUUGGCGACGCGAGGAGCGCUCCUCCUUAUACUCAUAUAAGGUUUAUGCCCGUUUCGACGACAUCACAGCUGACGAUUUUCUUCAUGUUCAAACCGACUUGGAUUACCGCCGCCAGUGGGACGAUACGGCCCUGAGACUGGAACUCAUCAGCGAAGAUCCGGUGCCGGGCAGCAAUUCGCAUCUGAUAUACUGGGAGAUGCAGUGGCCGCGACUUUUUGCCAACCGUGAUUACGUCUAUUGCCGUCGCUACAUCAAAGACGACAACAAAAAGUUAAUCUUCAUUUGCAACCGUGGGGCCAAGCACAACAGCUACCCGGCGUUGUCUGGAAAAGUGCGAGUCACCGAUUACUGGAGUCUGAUGGUCAUCAAGCCUUUCCGGGGUUUUCAUGAGCCGGGCUUGCACUUUGUCCUUACAUACUAUGAUGAUCCGGGCGUACCCAUUCCGCAGAAUAUCAAGUCCUGGGUGACGCAGAAACAGAUGCCGGAGUUUCUUACUAAGAUGUAUGUGGCCACGAAGAACUAUGCCUGUUCCCGGGCUAUAAAGAUGAAGGAUAUGUUCCACGGUUUCGCACUUAUCAACGACGAGUAUACGGCAAAUGAGCAGCGCGGAAGUUGGCUUGGCAGUUUAAGUCGGCGCAAGGUCAACAGUAAAUCCGAAGCAGAGCGCUAACUCACCAGCCUGGGUAUCCUUCGUCCCCCCUUUUCUUACCUAGACUCCUUCACCAACAGAGCCACCAAUCAAACGAUCCCCUCGCCCAAUUUCAUCUUCCGUUUAUCCGUUCCUCAGACUUUAAAGUCAAUUUAGACGAGAAAAAUCGAAUCCACUGGAAACCAGAGCAAGUGUGCAAUAGCUGUUAGCAUUUUUCUGCUCUUCGAAUGUGUGCCACAUUGAUGAGGAACUUUUAAUAUAUAUCUAUCGGCUAUAUAGCUAUACCAAAAUAUAUUAAGUUUAGAAAUUGUUUUAAAAGCAAAUAGAAACUAUUGAAAUUACUUGUACAAUAAAAAAAAUGGAAAUAUA